Molecule: messenger RNA, 2045 nt
Organism: Amphiprion ocellaris (clown anemonefish)
Lineage: Eukaryota; Metazoa; Chordata; Actinopteri; Pomacentridae
Product: tissue alpha-L-fucosidase
Exons: 8
Coding region: 233-1579 (448 amino acids)
Biological process (GO): glycoside catabolic process; fucose metabolic process
Cellular component (GO): lysosome
Molecular function (GO): alpha-L-fucosidase activity
Source: RefSeq, a predicted model, not a curated record
AAGAAGUAAAAGUUCACGUGAUUGCAGUCAUAUGAUGGGUCAUAACAAACAGUGAAACCUGCUUCUAGUUGAGCUGUCAUUGGAGCCGUUCGACAUUAUCAUGGUCUUAUUAACUUAACAGUUUUUGGAGACAACGUUAACUAGUAUUAACUGUUAAUUUACUGAAUUCGCUUGUAGCACUACGUCGUGCUAACAGCAGCAGAAGUUCCAGGUGGACUGAGCUGCUGUAAACAUGCUACCUGUUUCCCUCCUCGUCAUUGCUUUUGCAGCUCAAACCUCGGCUCGGUUCACUCCGGACUGGGAGAGUUUGGACGCCAGGCCGCUGCCCUCAUGGUACGACGAAGCCAAGCUGGGUAUUUUCAUCCACUGGGGGGUGUUUUCUGUGCCCGGGUUCGGCAGUGAGUGGUUCUGGUGGCACUGGCAGGGUCAGCAGCCUCCGGACCAGAGCUGUGUCAACUACAUGACCAAGAACUACCCACCUGGGUUCAGCUACCCAGAGUUUGCGCCUCAGUUUCACGCUCAGUUCUUCGACCCAGAGGAGUGGGCAGACAUUUUUAAAGCUUCUGGUGCAAAAUAUGUUGUCCUGACUGCGAAACACCAUGAAGGAUUUACUAACUGGGGCUCUCCAAGCUCCUGGAACUGGAAUUCUGUUGAUACUGGUCCUCACAGGGACCUAGUGGGAGAUCUGGGAGAGGCUGUGCGCAGCAGGUCAUUGCACUAUGGACUCUACAACUCCUUGUACGAGUGGUUCCACCCUCUCUAUCUGAACGACAAGAAGAAUGGCUUCAAAACGCAGGAGUUUGUGUUGCAUAAACUCCUUCCAGAGAUUUAUAACAUGGUUGUCAGGUACCGACCUGAGGUGAUCUGGUCUGAUGGAGACUGGGAAGCACCUGAUACCUACUGGAACUCCACUGAACUCCUGGCCUGGCUCUACAAUGACAGCCCUGUUAAAGAUACCAUUGUGACCAACGACCGAUGGGGAGCAGGCUGUGCCUGUAAACAUGGGGGCUACUAUAACUGUGAAGACAAGUAUACUCCAGGCAAACUGCCCAAACACAAGUGGGAGAAAUGCACGUCUGUGGACACUCUCUCCUGGGGUUACCGUCGAAACAUGAAGAUGAAGGAACUUAUGGACCUACCCACCAUUAUUGAGGAUCUGGUCCAGACUGUGGCUCUUGGGGGUAACUACCUUCUCAAUGUGGGUCCCACACCUGAUGGCAUGAUCCCUGCUGUGUUUGAGGAGAGGCUCAGGAGUGUUGGAGCCUGGCUGGAGAUCAACGGAGAGGCCAUCUAUGCCUCCAAACCUUGGAGGGUGCAGACCGAAAACAGCACUGUACCAGUCUGGUAUACAUCUAAGGGAACCACUGUUUAUGUCUUCAUAACAACCAAACCCCCAAAGCCUGCAGUCCAACUGCUGGAACCUAAAACAUCACCAAGCACUAAGGUGACAUUGUUGGGAGAUCCUACGUCCUUAUCAUGGUCCCCAGUCCAUCCUGAUGCUGGCCUCACUGUCCUCCUGCCUGAGCUGCCUUAUAUUCCUGCUCAGGUGUGGACACUCAAACUGGAAGAUGUCCAGUGAGCCUUAACACUGAAAGUGUUGAAUCUCUGUAUGAUUGAAUGUUUAGAAUUUGGUAAACUCAGGUAGGGGAAUGGGAAAACUUCUGCACAAUCACUGAAGCGACGCUUGUGUAAUAGCUAAGUAUUUUUGCCACAAUGAAAUAAUGGAACACUCCUUUUCAAUGAUUCCUUUGUUGCUCUGAGGACUAAAAUUUGAAUGUGUCCCUGCUUUGUAAUUGUAUGUUUUUUAAAAUUGCAUGAUUGUUGAUGAAAAGUGGAGCCUCCUGCUCAGCCUUUGCAACUCUUCUGGCAGUUUCUCAAUUGUCAAAUUGCUUUUUAGAGAAAAUUCAUUAUUUGACCAGUUUGUUUUGAAAAUGAAUAAUUUGCAUACAAAACACUUUUAAAAAAAAGUUUUUUAAAAAAUAUUGUUGCUUUGUUUGAUUUUUAGCUUGUUGGGUUUGUGAAGAAUUAAAAUCCAGUAAAGCAAG